Bombus huntii is the source of this 1521-nucleotide messenger RNA. Its product is annotated as B-cell receptor-associated protein 31. Lineage: Eukaryota; Metazoa; Arthropoda; Insecta; Hymenoptera; Apidae. The record is from RefSeq and is a predicted model, not a curated record. The transcript is spliced from 4 exons. Gene Ontology annotation, cellular component: endoplasmic reticulum membrane; endoplasmic reticulum. Gene Ontology annotation, biological process: intracellular protein transport; endoplasmic reticulum to Golgi vesicle-mediated transport. Bases 335 to 1024 code for a protein of 229 amino acids.
ACUUAAUUUUAUAAUUUCUAUUUUGCAUAAUGUCCGAUGAUAAACAUUUGCAGUUAUAUGUACAGAUAGAAUUUGAUCGAUGUCAAUCAAUUAAAGUUUCAUUUCAGUUAAACAAAUUUCUAGAUCAUAAAUAACUGAUCUAAUAAUUUUUAUCUAAUUCUUAUUACAUGUUAGUACGAGUCCAAUAUUAUUAUAUAUUUUCUAGUUUGUUUAUGUUUCUAUAAUUAAUUACAUUUAUUCAAAUUGUUAAUGCAGACGAUGAACAGUUAGUUUGAAUUUAAUACUUUAUUGCUAUUAAUUUCAAUGUGUAAAUCCGUUACAAUAACAAAUAAACAUGAGCCUGCACUGGACUUUAAUUGCUGGAUUUCUUUAUUUUGAAAUUGUAGUAGUUUUAUUAUUAGUAUUACCAAUUAUUUCACCUAAAAGAUGGCAGAAGCUUUUUAAAUCUAAAUUUCUAAAAAGUUUAAGUAGUCAAGCAUCAGUUUACUUCUUAUUUUUACUUGGAAUAUUGGUUUUGUUUCUAUUGGACGCUAUUAGAGAAAUGCGAAAAUAUUCUACAGUUACCGAACAUAAAGAAUAUCAUUUGAAUGCUGAAAUGCAAGGCAAUAUGAGAUUAUUCAGAGCGGAACGAAACUUUUACAUAGCUGGUUUCGCACUGUUUUUAAGUCUUGUUAUACAUCGACUUGUGAUUUUAAUCUCUACUCAAGCCACUCUGUUGGCACAAAAUGAAGCAGCUAUGCGUCAGGCUGAAUCUGCUACUACAACAGCGAAACAUUUAUUGUCGCAAAAAACAAUCGGAGAGAUUGCACAAAAUGACUCAAACGAAGCUCACGACGAAGAAAUAACAGAAUGGAAGAAUCAAGUUAAGGAGCUGCAAACGAAAAAUCAAGAAUUGGAACAUCAGCUCACAAAAGAAAAGAAAGAUAAAGAAGCAAUAAAAUCACAAGCUGAAUCUCUUACCAAGGAGUAUGACCGCUUAAACGACGAACAUAGCAAAUGCCUUUGUUCAAGCGUGAAGAAUUGAGUUAAAGUUUCAACACUUGCUCGAGGCUGACGAUCAAAUGGAUGUUAUACCAUAGCAUAUGCAUUUGGAGACUUCCUAUCCAUCGGUCCACGGUAACACGCCAGCAUCUUUGCAACCAGUUGAUUCGUUCUAUUCAACCUACAUAUAUGUACAUGUAAUGCAAACAACUAUAGGUGUAAUCGAUUAAUUUUAUUUUCUGUUUUCAAUAACAGAAGUUGACCAGUAUGUAUCAACCAUGAAGAAAGAUAUUGUUUAUUUGCGACGACAUGUCGUAUGUACGAGUAUAUAUUUAAGUAUCAUCGAAAAUAGUAAAUUGCUAUUUUACUUUUAAACGAUUUAUAGCGACUAAUCGGAGUGUGUGAACGAUGCAAUCGUAAAAUGCACUAUUAACAAAGUAAAAUACCAUAAUAACAUUACUAUACUAAUAGAAUUAAUAAAAAGUUUUCAAAAGCAUGUAUCCAUCUAAUAAACAAAUCUAAUGUAAUAGACAAAGGAAA